Penaeus vannamei (Pacific white shrimp) is the source of this 2845-nucleotide messenger RNA. The record is from RefSeq and is a predicted model, not a curated record. NCBI's taxonomy places the organism in Eukaryota, Metazoa, Arthropoda, Malacostraca, Decapoda, Penaeidae.
UUUAUAUAGUUUAUAUCUUCAAUUACCAAAGUUUCAAUAGUAAUCUAUGGCACUGUGACAAAGCAAACAUACUGAUAUGGAAAAAAAUGUUGAUUUCAUUUCCAAUUGGUGAAUACCUAUUAAAGUGUAAUGGAAAUAUUUAAUCAUUGGAUUUUAAUAGGUUGAAAAAAAAAUCAGUUGUAGUUGUUGGUUUCCUGGCACUACUAUGUGAGAAAAAAAACUUUUUAAACAAACAUUAUGUCUAUUGCUUAUCCUGUACACAUGCCACAUGCCAAGGUAUGGUAAAUCAUUGUUAACUGAAGAAAUACUUGUUAAUUGGCACAAGUAAUAAUCCUUAACCAGGAUCUAGCACCAUUAUUACUGUUACAUUAAUGUACUUAAAAGCAUCACAUCUGCUGUUGUAUGACAUGACCCAACUGAAGUGGAGUUGAGAAACAAAAGCAGAUGGUAGGUAGAAGUAAUAUUAAGGUUGAUUGUUGCCAGGUAUGCAGUAUUUGCAGAAAUAUUUUUUUAUAUCUGCUAUUAGAAUGUCAUUUCUUUUAAGAAUAUUAGUGAUUAUAAAAUGCUUAACCAAAAUGCAAUCAGAGAUUUUCCAUGAUAUGGUUUUCUAAACUUUCAUUGAGCAUUCUGAAUAUAUGUAAGUAUUGAGAUUUAAUUGGUGGAAAAUAUGUAUAAUUUCCAUACAUAGUUAAACUUGUGAUAAGAGUAAGGUGACAUCCUCAACAGAUGAUAGUGGACAAUAGCAGCCUGAGGACUGAAUCGAGUGUGGCUACAGGAACGAGCAUCGUCAGUGGAAAGACAUACCCAUGCCCAUACUGCACCUAUCUUACCGCCAAUUAUGCUCACCUAAUGAGACAUGUCCGAAUACAUACUGGAGAGAAACCAUAUGCCUGCCCACACUGUCCUUUUCGUGCUACUCAAAAGGACAAUCUGAAGAGACAUAUUCGCAUUCAUACUGGUGAGAAGCCAUAUGCUUGUGCUUACUGUCCUUACACCUGUGCUGACAAGAGCAAUUUGAAGAGCCAUGUGUGGAAUCAUCAUAAGGUAGAACCGGAGAUGGGUGGAUAUCCAGGGCCAGGACGGAGAGGACCUCAGGAGGUUGACAGGACCUACACCAUGACUAGCAAGAUGCACCACUGCUCCUUCUGUGCCUACUCUACUAUAGUCAAGUCUAAUCUUAUAAGACAUGCGAGAAUUCAUACCGGAGAGAAACCAUUCUCAUGUUCUCAUUGUAGUUACCAGACAACAAUAAAAGAUAAUUUAAAGAGACAUCUUCUCACCCACACUGGUGAAAAACCAUUUGCAUGCCCAUAUUGCCCCUAUCGAGCUAUUCAGAAAGUUCACCUUUCUUCGCAUAUGAGAAGUCAUUACAACAGCGGGAAUGAAGUGGUGUUCAGUGGCAACGAGUUGAUGUCCAGGACAGGAGCUCCAGGAAUGGCACCUAUCAUCAAGGACACCAACACCUACAAGUGCCCUCAUUGUCCACACUCUACUCGUAAACUUACGGCAAUGAAACAUCACAUCAGAUCACACACUGGCGAGAAACCAUAUGGCUGUCCAUAUUGUCCAUUUAGAUCUGCUCAGAAAACAAAUCUCAAGACACAUAUUCGAUUGCACACUGGUGAAAAACCUUUUGCGUGUGAUCAGUGUACUUUUCGAGCUGUCCAAAAAAUUCAUGUGAUAAAUCAUUUGAAAAAGCAUCAUAUGGUAUCUAGUGACAUAAAUUUGAAGAGUAAAGUUUUAAAAUCCCCCCAUAAUCCGGGGGUCCUAGGGGCUGCUAAGGGCAGCGUCCCAGUAUGCCCCAGGAGCUCCGGCCAUGAUAUUCCUAGGGGCUGCUGGCCCCUGGCGGGGUCCAGGGGCAGCGUCCCAGUGGAGGACCAGGGGGCGAAUGCCCCCAGGAGCUCCAGGAUUUUUGCAGGGGCCAAUGUUCUUAUCAACUGGGUAACUAAGGAACUGCACUGUUUGUUCAUUUACAGGAAAUGUCCUCGAAACACGUUGAAGAAUUAUGAGAUAUCUGAUAAGGAGAAACUAUCAGUAACAGUAAAAAGUAUAAGUUACCAAAGAACUACUAAGAUACAAGCUGGGCAUCCUCUACAGGUUCUGUUGGGUGUGGAGACUGACCGCUCCCGAGGGAGUCACAUCAUGGGAGCUCCCCUGAGCAGUGUGGGCAUCCCUGGCAAUGAAGAGAGUCACGCAGACACAGGAGAUAGCCAGACUUCCUCUUUCAAGAUCCAUCGUUGCCCAAUUUGUCCGUACUCAACUCCGAACGGAAACCAUAUGCAGUAUCACAUGCGAUCACAUACCGGAGAGAAGCCCUUUUCCUGCCCGUUUUGUUCCUAUAGAGCUGCCCAAAAAACGCACUUGAAGACCCACAUGCGAACACACACGGGAGAAAAACCGUAUGCUUGCAGUCUAUGUGAUUUCCGUGCAGCUCAAACGGGCAACUUGAAAAAACACAUGGCAAAGCAUCACUGUUAGUUAUGAGUGUCUGAAGGUGUGUGUGCGCUCAUUGUGUACACGAUUCAUAUAAUUCUGCUUGCUCCUAGGACUGUUUUGCAAACUGCAGAAGUGACCAGUGUCGAUGUCGAGCAAGAUAAUUGGUUGAACUAUAGAACGGUCUUGCCUUUCUUUCAGGAAGGUAUUUCAGAAUUUGGGAAAGAAGUUUAGUUAAAAUGUUUUUAGAAGAUAUAAAGUGUUCGGGAUAGGCCGUCAAUCAUCAGUUAGUAUAGGAAGUAGUACUAUUAGAAAUGGAAGCGCAUGUAAGUGUAUGAAAACAUAAACUGUAAGUGCAUAUGCCAUGGUUCUACCUCGCUGUAUGUCUGCCUUAAAGUUUCAGAAAAUUAAA